This is a messenger RNA of Aspergillus udagawae, 2865 nucleotides long. RefSeq names its product tubulin gamma complex associated family protein. The transcript is spliced from 2 exons. Gene Ontology annotation, molecular function: microtubule minus-end binding; gamma-tubulin binding. Gene Ontology annotation, biological process: spindle assembly; mitotic cell cycle; cytoplasmic microtubule organization. The record is from RefSeq and is a predicted model, not a curated record. NCBI's taxonomy places the organism in Eukaryota, Fungi, Ascomycota, Eurotiomycetes, Eurotiales, Aspergillaceae. Bases 1 to 2865 code for a protein of 954 amino acids. Gene Ontology annotation, cellular component: centrosome; gamma-tubulin complex; equatorial microtubule organizing center.
AUGACAAUGGAUCAGGGCCAGUAUGACGCGGAUCCAUUCUCGAGCGAUAGUUUGUGGAGGCUUUCCAAUUUUACCUCGGAAUUUUUGCAGCCGUCGGAUUUAUUCCAAUGGAAUGAGAACCUACCUGAUUUAAAUGAGGGGUUCUUUAAGAGCCCUCUCAAGCCACGCGCAGAAGAUGCAGACCCAUUACCCCAGCUGGAUAAUAUCGAAGGACAUAACUUUUUUCUCUUCGAUCAGCCUGCGGAGUCAAUCACGGAAGCGUUCAGUGAUACUCAAGUAGACGAUAACCUUAGCCACCAUCACGAUGAUAUUCUUGAAGCCGAGUCAGAUAGUAUCUGGACACUUGAAAGCCUGCAAAACGCUACAAUUCCUGAGAUUGCGCUAAGGUCAUGGGAGAGGUACCAUGAUCGAUCGUCUCUCGAACCGACGUCCGCUUAUUUCAGCGAGUCCGGUGCGAAAGGCUUUGAUUCAGCUUUGGCACUCCAGUACUCCGAAAAUGGACCUAAAAAUGCGGGACGUGUGGCUCGGAAUGAUGUCUUCUUCCAUGCUCUAUUCAGGCUUGGACUCGGCUGGAGCUCCAUAUUCUUCCGUUACAAUAAGCAGCGGAAAGCGUUCGAAAGGGUAUCUGACAACAUCCGCGUUUCUGGGGUCAGCGUCACCGUUGUCAAUGGCCUGAUUGAGGAAGUCCUCCGCUGUGGUACGGCUAUGUACAACAUAAGGGACUUUGCGCGCCGGACUCGGAUCAAUCCCAAGGAAUUCUCUGCCCGAUCUGCUUUUGCCAGUGCUGCGGCUGUGAUUAUCUACACGCUUGAGAAGCAAAUAAUUAACUAUUUUAAGGAUAUCUCGUCCCUCAUUCAAAUCAUGACACUUUUCCAGCGGUGUGGUGGGCUGGUUGGUGCGUUAUCGAACUUAGUCGAAGCAGUUCAGAAAGCCGCAUCAGAUGCGCAAGUAAUCUCUGCUGUCAUUGAGAAAGCGGCUCACUUUUCUCAAGCUUUUGGUUUUAUGGAAAAUCUUUUCCAUGAACUUGUUGCUCGUGUGAUUGCACCUUGGCUCCAUUACGUGGAAUCUUGGGUUGGCCUGCGCGCUGAGACACCCGCAUCAGUGGAAAUGGCUGCGAAGAAUGAAGGCUUCGUGGCCGUAGAGCGAUACGAGGGUAGAGCAGGCUCGAGGAGUGCGAAAGCAGCAACUUUGCAAUAUCAUUAUCAUCCCGAGCAAAUGCCGACCUUUAUCCCCACGGAGCAAGCAGAAUUGAUAUUCGAGACCGGUCGAAGCUUGCGGCUACUCAGACAAUACCACCCUCAACACCCAAUCGCAAAUGAUGCGAUCCUUCGCAAAGAUGGUCCCAAUUUGCGUUGUGCAGGAAGUUGGUCCGACAUCGAGAGAAUCCAAAAGAAAGCCCAGCAAUAUGAGGCUAAACUCCGCUCGGAAAUCCUCAGAUACAGCCGCGGCCAACGCUCGGGCCAAGUGAAGAAGAAUAAAGCACUUGCAGAAGAACAUGUGCAGAAGUCUGGCUCUGCCGGAGAUGACCCUUUCGAGCUCUUCGAUAUCGAUGAUUCCAAGCACAUGACCGGGUUGUUUGCGCGAGACUCUUCCUUAGAAAACGACGAACUGGGACCGUUGUUCGACACAAGUACUUUGGAGAGGUCUCGACCAACUCAUCCGCACAGAAACGAUUUUGGUCCAGAAAUGAUAUCAGCACUCUACCUUUCCCUGGCGCCUCUACUAUCCUCCCAAGCUUUACUCGUUGAUUUUUCCUGUCUUCACCUCCUAUUCAAGGAACACAAAUUAAGAUAUCACCUCACCCUGCAGUGGCGAUUUCAACUGUUAGGUGAUGGCUUUUUUGCGUCGCGCCUCUCGCACUCACUUUUUGAUCCCGAAAUGGAGAGUGGCGAGCGUAGAUCAGGUGUCGUGCGCAGCGGCGUGCAUACCGGUUUGCGCCUAGGAAAUCGUGACACUUGGCCUCCUGCAAGCUCCGAGCUGCGACUGGUAUUGAUCGGCCUUCUGAGUGAUUGUAACAUGGACGAGCGCCUAGACAAUUCGAGUAAUGCCGAGUUUCUCAGGGAACGGGAGCUUCCUGGUGGGUUGAGUUUCUCAAUUCGCGACUUGACCGACGAUGAGAUUGUGAAAUGCAAGGAUCCGAAUGCCAUUGAAGCACUCGAUUUUCUCCGUCUUCAGUAUAAACCAUCCGCAGUCCUGGAAACGAUUAUAACGCAGCGAUCCUUGGAUCAAUACGACCGCCUAUUCAAGCAUUUGUUACGCCUGAUCCGCAUGGUUUCGGUAGUCAGAGGUCUCAUUCGCGAUUCAACUGCAAGGAGCUCUCUUUCCGGGGAUACCCGAAAUCUUUUUCAGCGAUUCCGCAUAGACUGCCAGCAUUUCGUUCUUGCCGUGAGCGAUUACUGUUUUCACGUCGGCGUCGGCUCUACCUGGCACACAUUCCAGGAUAUCCUUACGAGAAUUGAAUUCUGCCUGGAGCAUGGCGACAUAGACGGCGUUAUAGAAGCGGCACACUCCGUUUCCUGGCUGAGAAGGUACCACGAAGAGACCCUCGACCAGAUGCUCCUCGCCCUAUUCCUGAGCAGAAGACACGCCGAGGCUGCCAGAUUGCUUGAGAAGAUCUUCGGGACGAUUCUGACAUUUGCUCCGCUGUCCCGGCUCGAUGGGUUGGAAGGUGUUCGCUACGAGAGCGAAGAUACAAUCGCGCAACUCUACGCGACCUUCCGAAAACAGACCUCGGCCUUUGUUGGCUACCUGCGUGGGUUGGACGGUGUGAAGGCUUCAUCCAAGUUCGCCAGCAGGUCGAGAGCAGAGCCAGUAAGCAUUUUCGAGCGUCUUCUGGUGCGAUUAGAGAUGAAAAGAUACUACUGA